AUGUCUUUCCUGGGACUGAAGCCCGCCGACCUCUCGAUGUUCAAGAUAUCUAGCUUACCACAUUCGUUCACCGCUGCCUCUGAAGCCCUAAUGCCCAUCGAUAAUGAACAUCCAUCCGUAUCCUCUCUAGCCUCCCGAAACGUCUCCACAAUCCUCGUCCUGUUUUCAUGGCGCGAGUGCGGAUUCUGCAUGAUGCGCGAGAGGGAGAUGCGGAUGCAGGAGGGGAUGGGAGAGAUCUGCAGGCGCUAG
Stereum hirsutum FP-91666 SS1 is the source of this 249-nucleotide messenger RNA. RefSeq lists its product as uncharacterized. Lineage: Eukaryota; Fungi; Basidiomycota; Agaricomycetes; Russulales; Stereaceae. The record is from RefSeq and is a predicted model, not a curated record. The coding region runs from base 1 to 249 and encodes 82 amino acids. The transcript has 3 exons.